Messenger RNA from Manihot esculenta (cassava), 1806 nucleotides. Its product is annotated as MADS-box protein SOC1. Gene Ontology annotation, cellular component: nucleus. Gene Ontology annotation, biological process: positive regulation of transcription by RNA polymerase II. The coding region runs from base 754 to 1491 and encodes 245 amino acids. Lineage: Eukaryota; Viridiplantae; Streptophyta; Magnoliopsida; Malpighiales; Euphorbiaceae. Gene Ontology annotation, molecular function: RNA polymerase II cis-regulatory region sequence-specific DNA binding; protein dimerization activity; DNA-binding transcription factor activity, RNA polymerase II-specific. The transcript is spliced from 8 exons. The record is from RefSeq and is a predicted model, not a curated record.
GAUAUAAAUAAAAUAAAUAAACAAAAGCUUUCCACCGUUUCCUUUCUUUCUCCUGGACCUGGACUUUCCUUCUCUUUCAUCCAAUCCAAGUUUUUCUCUCUCUUAACAGCUGUUGAUUUUUCUUUUUCUUUUAUGAUUUCCUUUUUCAUCUAAUUUUGCUGUUUUUGGUAUUUUCGUGGGUUUUACCAAAACAAGUUUCUUACAUAGAAUAAGUAUAUUUUCGUUAAUUAUAAUAAUGAAGUGAUAUGAAGGUAAAAAAAAAUUGUUUCUUUAAAUGGUGGGGGUGGGCUUUCAGGAGCUUUGAAUAAGGAAAGGUCGUUGUUUGUGGGUUCUUGCUGCUUUGGUUGUGACUAAAAAGAGAACCUAGAAUCAAUCAAUCACCAAAAAAAAAAAAUGAACAGCUACCUCUUCUCUGUAUAAUAGGUAUACAUAUGUAACUUUCUGGUCUGGUUUUUGCUUGCAAACAUCAGAUUUUCAGUUACUUCUUGCUUUAUCUUUCUUGUUUUGGAAUCUAUUUGCUCCUAUCUACUACAGGCUUUCUGGAUUUUUUUGCCUAUUUGCGUCGUGUCUAGUAUUCCUGAAUCCAAUUCAUCGCAACUCUUAACACGGUGGCAGGGUUUCUGGUCUUUGCUCACAGAUUCUUAGAUUUCUGAGCUUCUUCUCGUCUUCACCUAAAGAGGCUUUCUGAUGGCUUCAAAUUGAAUUGAGAUUUUGUUUACAUGUUGAGGUUCAUUUACUGGUGGCUAUAAAGAGAUGGUGAGAGGAAAGACUCAAAUGAGGCGUAUAGAGAACGCCACAAGCAGGCAAGUCACCUUCUCCAAGCGGCGAAAUGGGUUGCUGAAAAAGGCCUUUGAGCUUUCUGUUCUUUGCGAUGCAGAGGUUGCCCUUAUCAUCUUUUCUCCAAGAGGGAAGCUCUAUGAAUUUGCAAACUCCAGCAUGCAGGAGACAAUUGAACGUUAUCGUAGACAUGUGAAAGACACCAAAAUCAACAAGCAAACAUCUGAAGAAGACAUGCUGCUACUGAAGACGGAAGCAACGAACAUGGUGAAGAAGAUAGAGCUCCUUGAAAUUGCAAAAAGGAAACUACUGGGAGAAGGUUUGGGUGCCUGCACAAUUGAAGAACUACAGCAGAUAGAACAACAGCUGGAGAGGAGCGUAAGCAACAUCAGAGCUAGAAAGGUUCCUCAAAAACACCAUUCCAUGUGUUUUUGCUUAAAAUCUUCAGGGAACUUGCAUGGUCUAAGAUGCAUUUUUUUUUCUCAUGUUCAGAAUCAGGUUUUUAAAGAACAGAUUGAGCGACUAAAAGAAAAGGAGAAACAAUUGGAAGAUGAAAAUGCAAAGUUGUCUGAAAAGUGCGGUGCCCAUAAAUGGCAAGGCCUGAAAAUGGUGGAAGAAAGUAGAGCCUGUGAAGAACGUAGCCCAGUUUCAGAUGUGGAAACUGAACUUUUCAUUGGACCGCCAGAAACCAGAACCCAGCGCCUUCUCCAAUGAAAAUGAUGAAUGGUGAGCAAAGCCAUGCAAUAUAAGAUAUAUAUAUAUAUAUAUAUGUACAUAUCGCCAUCUAGCAGCAAGCAACAAUAAGGGUAACUGUAGUAAUAUAUGUUAUUUGUUGAAGAAACUUCAUCAACUUAAAGAUAGGAGCUAUCUACUUAAAUUUUUAUUUAAGGGACAAGUUAUGGCAGUUUUCUGCAAUUUGAGUAGUACUGGUGCCAUGCAUCUUAGACAUCUUGAUAUUUGAACAAGUUGUAAUUGCACUAAUGCAGUAUCAAUGACGAGAGAUGGCGAGGGCCUUCUUAUUUUAACUUA